This is a messenger RNA of Homalodisca vitripennis (glassy-winged sharpshooter), 1152 nucleotides long. RefSeq lists its product as uncharacterized. The record is from RefSeq and is a predicted model, not a curated record. NCBI's taxonomy places the organism in Eukaryota, Metazoa, Arthropoda, Insecta, Hemiptera, Cicadellidae. The transcript has 3 exons. The coding region runs from base 84 to 668 and encodes 194 amino acids.
CACAAAUCAAAAGACCAUUCACUAACAAUGCUCAUAUCGGUUCUUGAUACGAGUUUGUAGCACUUGAGAUAAGAUAACAUGGGAUGACUACUCACAGUUUUCUGGCUCUAUUCUUGUUUCAGGAACUGUGGCAUUGCAGUAAUGGAUGGUGUUUCUACCACUGCCCGAAGUCGCCUCGAGGUGAAACAGUAUGCGGGCUCGACAGCAAGUUGGGGGCAAAACUCUUCCCGAGUCGAUGUCUCAUGUGGAAGACGAAUUAUUGCCAAACAACUGAUUAUCAGGAACUGGAGAUGCAGGAAUGCCUGGAUCUAUACCCACAAGUCUUAUACGACUUCCUGACCAUCAACCGCAGUGUGGUGAAGUAUGAGAAGUUAAAGAAGUAUUGGGGUGUCCGAACUUUCAGGCGUUUUCUUAUCAUUUUCGCCUGGAUCAGCCGUUUAGGGAUGGCCCCCUUACCUCCUUUUCCACUCUGGUUACUCUUUCGUCCUGGCUUUAGUAUGCCUCCAGGUUGGCCCCCACCAGGCUUUCGUAUGCCUCCAGGUUGGCCACCACCAGGCUUCGGUAUGCCCCCCAACUUUCCCGGGAUAUCUAUGCCCCCAGGUUGGCCGCCGCCUGGCUUGGCUGUACCUCCUGGCUGGCCCAAUCCUUCCUGGAAUCCUGAUAUUUAAAGUACUGUUGUAACCAUCAUUACUAUAUACAGUAGGCCUAUCAUAGUAAAAGAGACAUAUCUAGUUGUAUUUUUAUUGAUUUUUUUUACAAACGUAUCACUUGGUACAUCUCGUCAAUAACAAAUAGUACAGUUAUAUCAAGUUAACUUUUGAUUGGGAAACCUACCAGAGUGUUUAAGAAGGAAGGCCUCAUAUUCUAUUUGCAUCAGAACAGUACUAAAUGCUCUCGUAAGACUGGAUUCCUCCCUACUUCUAUAAACAAAUAAAUAAUUUUUACUACUAAAAAUUAAUUAAUAAACAAAAUAUUUUAACUCGUACAUUUCAACGGAGUAUUUAUGCUAGUUUUUUUGUUUUUAUUCAAUCUGUAACUCGGCACCUUUUGUAGAUAUAAAACCUUUUUGUCAAUUCAUGUUUAUAAGAAAUAGUUUUUGUACAAAAUGUUUAAAUUACGCUUAUACUAGGUAAUAAAGAAAUGUUAACCUUU